AUGGCUGGACCUGGUGGAGUAUCUCCUGCGGGAGGAGUUGAAAUCUCAUACGGAGAAGCAGGCUACAAGGGCCUCUUUAGAGAGCCGUACAUCCUUUCUCUGGCAUGUUUUGCAAGUAUUGGCGGUGUUCUUUUUGGCUACGACCAAGGUGUCAUCAGUGGCGUGUUGGUAAUGAACAACUUUGUGCGUCACCCGUUCUCAUCUAAAGCCAACGACGAUACGCUACAAGGAUGGAUGGUUGCCGUACUCACUUUGGGUGCCAUGUUUGGUGCCCUCGCUAAUGGACCAAUUGCCGAUCGAUUGUCCAGACGGUGGUCUAUUCUUCUUGCCAACAUCAUCUUCCUCAUCGGAUCCAUCAUUCAAGCUGCUUCGAUCAAUAUCCCCAUGAUCUUUGUGGGCCGAUUCAUCGCUGGUCUUUCGGUUGGUCAGCUCUCGAUGGUGGUGCCUUUGUAUCUGAGUGAAUUGGCACCUCCCAAUUUGCGCGGCAGUCUCGUUGCCAUGCAGCAACUUGGCAUCACGGUCGGAAUCAUGGUUGCGUUUUGGCUCGAUUACGGGACUCAGCACAUCGGCGGGACUGGGGAUGGACAAUCACCUGCGGCGUGGCGUUUUCCCCUUGCUUUCCAGUGCGUCCCUUCGGUGAUUCUAGGAGCCGGGACCUUCUUCUUGCCUUAUUCGCCUCGAUGGUUGGUAAUGAAAGACCGCGAAGAGGAGGCCCGGGCGACUUUGAUUCGCAUUCGUCGAGUUCCCGAUACAGACGACCGUAUUAGACUGGAGCUUCUCGAGAUCAAAGCGGCAGCCAUGUUUGAUCAGGAAACGACGGCAGCGAUGUACCCAGGCAUUGAAUCUCCUGUUCGAAUCGCCUUUGAGAGAUACAAGUCGCUCUUCACCGUCCGCCAUCUCAACCGUCGCUUGGUUAUCGCCUGUCUGCUCCAGAUCAUCCAGCAAUUUACUGGAAUCAACGCCAUCAUUUACUACGCUCCCCAGAUCUUCCGCAAGAUUGGAUUGUCUGGAAACUCCAUCGACCUUCUUGCAACUGGCGUAGUUGGUGUAAUCAAUUUCUUUUCGACGAUUCCAGCCAUCAUGUUUAUGGAUCGUUGGGGCCGCAAGAAAGUCCUCAUCAUUGGUGCCGUCGGGAUGAGCAUCUCUCAAUUGAUCGUCGGUACCAUAUCUGCCGUGUACAAAGAUUCCUUGGCGAAUCACCCCGCGGCUGGAUGGGCGUCGGCCGUCUUCAUUUGGCUCUACAUUUCCAAUUUUGCAUUCAGCAUUGGGUGUGUCAACUGGAUCAUGCCGUCUGAGAUUUUCCCACCAGGAGUCCGCUCUCAGGCAGUGGGCGUGGCAAUUGGAACCAACUGGUUGAGCAACUUCAUUGUUGCCCUUAUUACCCCUCGCAUGCUCUCUGCCAUCGAAUUUGGCACAUUUUACUUUUUCUUUGGUUUCUGUCUCUUCCUCGGAGUGUGGGUCUAUUUCUUCGUCCCGGAGACCAAGGGAGUCAGAAUUGAGGAAAUGGACAAGCUCUUUGGUGGCAAUCAGGGUGUGGAGGAUAUGCAGCGAAUUGCAAACAUCCGUCUGCAGUUGGGAAUAGUGAGCGGAGAUAUGGAGAAGGACAAGGCUGGACAUAUUUCUACCUCUCAGGUUGAGUCCAUCUGAUUAUCAGUGACCGACCUGAGAUUAUCUACAACCGAUCUUGACCUUAAGUCUACCUAACGG
Molecule: messenger RNA, 1707 nt
Organism: Ilyonectria robusta
Lineage: Eukaryota; Fungi; Ascomycota; Sordariomycetes; Hypocreales; Nectriaceae
Product: sugar transporter
Exons: 8
Coding region: 1-1647 (548 amino acids)
Biological process (GO): carbohydrate transport; transmembrane transport
Cellular component (GO): membrane
Molecular function (GO): carbohydrate:proton symporter activity
Source: RefSeq, a predicted model, not a curated record